GCAUUCGAAGCCUACCAACCACAUCACCGGCGGGGCGGCGGGCUCGCCCAGCGCCGUGGAAACCGUAGCCGAAGAGAAAGAGGAAAAGAAGCCUACACGCCCAAUCUCGCGUCUCGCCGGCGGCCGCCACCGUCACCGCCAUGAUCAGCAUCCUCGCGCAGGAGCGCCUCCUCGGGUUCGCCCUGGGCUCCGUCUCCAUGGGCGGCUUCGUCCUUCACCAGCGCCGCGCCAUCUACCGCUCCCUCGCCGAAGCGGACGGGUCGCCUUACUCCUACCAGCCUGGUGAAAUCACCAGUAGCAGAAGCUCGACUGAGUUGGCUCAUGUAUGGAACAAGGCGGUGGAUGAGACUCUUGGACGACUUGUUGUAUACCUUAGCUCUCGUGGAUGGUGAUUCAAGCACCAUUUUGAACAUGGCAAGUGAGGAAGCGCACAGGGCAGUGCGAGACUUUCAAGCCAUUGUUGUGCUGAAACAUAACAGAUGUACUUGACAUUUCUCUGCACCCGGAGUUGAACAUGUUUUGUUUUAAAAGCUUCCCCAGUGACCUAAUUAUGUUGAAUAUGGUUGAUUCUGCCGUACAUUGUUCCCUGAACAAGGAUCUGGAUGUUACCUCAUGGUCAAUGCUCUAA
This is a messenger RNA of Panicum hallii, 628 nucleotides long. RefSeq lists its product as uncharacterized. The transcript is spliced from 3 exons. NCBI's taxonomy places the organism in Eukaryota, Viridiplantae, Streptophyta, Magnoliopsida, Poales, Poaceae. The record is from RefSeq and is a predicted model, not a curated record. Bases 141 to 392 code for a protein of 83 amino acids.